UACCCAAGGGAGCGUCACCAAAUUCCAAUCCCAGCGUCAGCCCAGGGACCCGCUGACAAGUUCUUCUCACCAAGCCGUCUCCUUUGUCUCCCCCCCCAUCAAUCAGUAAAGUGGGGACAGCCCGGCGCCGCUGCAGCUCAUUGUGGGGGGGGACAGGCAAUGGAAUAGACAGCUGCAUUUCCCGGCAUGCUCAGUGACCCCUCCGGAGAGCUGAUGCUCAGGCGAACAGGAGCAGGGGAGUGAUCAGCAGGAAUUCCCGGACCCAUCACCCCGAUCUCCAGGAGACCCCCCAGCCCUCCACUCCUGCAGCCAUGCCUCUCUUCACCACCAACCCCUUCGAUCCAGAUGUUGAGAAAGCAACAAGCGAGUUGAACACGGCUGAAGACUGGGGUCUUAUCCUGGACCUGUGUGAUAAGGUUGGGCACUCCCGCACAGGGCCCAAAGAUUGCCUGCGCUCCAUUAUGAGGAGAGUGAACCAUAAAGACCCGCAUGUGGCAAUGCAGGCACUAACACUACUAGGUGCCUGUGUAUCCAACUGUGGGAAGAUCUUUCACUUAGAAGUGUGUUCCCGGGACUUUGCAAGUGAAGUUAGCAGUGUAUUAAACAAGGGGCACCCUAAAGUCUGUGAAAAGUUAAAAGCACUAAUGGUAGAAUGGGCAGACGAAUUCAAGAACGACCCACAGCUUAGUCUAAUCGCCGCUAUGAUCAAGAAUCUCAAGGAGCAAGGCGUCACCUUUCCGGCUAUUGGAUCCCAGGCAGCAGAGCAAGCUAAAGCCAGCCCUGCUCUAGUGACUAAGGACCCAGGAACGGUGGCUAUAAAGAAAGAGGAAGAGGACCUAGCCAAAGCCAUUGAACUGUCAUUAAAAGAGCAGAAGCAGCCAAACACAGCGUCUAGUCUAUACCCAAGUACAAGCUUCCUGAGCAAUCACAAAUCAGAGGGAAGAAAAGUGCGAGCCAUUUAUGAUUUCGAAGCUGCAGAGGACAAUGAACUGACGUUUAAGGCUGGGGAAAUUGUUACUGUGUUGGAUGACAGCGACCCCAACUGGUGGAAGGGGGAGACUAAUGAAGGGAUGGGAUUAUUCCCUUCCAACUUCGUCACAGCAGACCUCACAGCAGAGCCGGAAAUGAUGAAGACAGAGAAGAAAACAGUUCAGUUCAGUGAUGAAGUGCAAGUGGAAACCAUAGAACCAGAGCCUGAGUCUGUCUAUAUUGAUGAGGAUAAAAUGGAUCACUUAUUGCAGAUGCUACAGAGCAUAGAUCCAGCUGAUGGUUUGCCAGACCCAGCAGAUCUCGUAUUAUUUUUAUUCUUUGUUUUAACUCUGUGUGUUUAUCCACCAGCUGCUUGUCACCAAAUGGGACCAUUGAUUGAUGAAAAACUUGAAGAUAUUGACAGGAAGCACUCUGAGUUGUCAGAAUUGAACGUGAAAGUCAUGGAGUCACUGUCCUUGUACACAAAAUUAAUGAACGAAGACCCCAUGUAUUCAAUGUAUGCCAAGAUGCAGAACCAGCAGUACUACAUGCCGCCUGCAGGGGCCGCUCCACAGCAGGCAUAUCAAGGACAACAUCCGAAUGCCACCUAUCUUGUCACCGGAAAUACACAGAUGGGCCAUAUUCAGACCUACCCAAUUCCUACAGAACAACUUCCUUCUCUAAGCCAAACAGCAGCUCCACAUCCUGCACCCUCCGAGCUGGCCAGCCAGUCUCCGCAAGCUUCCUAUAAAGCCACAGUGGUCGGUUCCAGUACAGCAAGCACAUACAUCAACCCAGCUGCUGGUUAUAGCGCGAACCCUGUCGCUGGAGAUCUCACUAUUUAUCAGACUGGUACCAGUAUGUCCCAGGUCCCACAUUACACACUACCCCCUGGAGCGCUAUCCCCACCUGCAGCCAGCCAAGAUCAACAACAGACUUACCAACAGAAAGCUCUUCUAUAGGUUCCCAGCCUCCUGGACUUUAUAUAUUAGCCCUAGCACCUAUAUAAUGCCUGUAAGUAAUGUGACCAAGUCCUUUGGUAAAGUGCACCUGUCACUUUGUAACAGAUCUAAUGCCUUUAAGGAAAGGUCAGGGGGUUAGGCCAUGUACUUCUUAGUACUGUAAAGGUUUUAGUAUAUUUUA
This is a messenger RNA of Nanorana parkeri, 2112 nucleotides long. RefSeq names its product signal transducing adaptor molecule (gene STAM). Gene Ontology annotation, molecular function: ubiquitin binding; phosphatidylinositol binding. Lineage: Eukaryota; Metazoa; Chordata; Amphibia; Anura; Dicroglossidae. Gene Ontology annotation, cellular component: ESCRT-0 complex. Bases 312 to 1931 code for a protein of 539 amino acids. The transcript has 13 exons. The record is from RefSeq and is a predicted model, not a curated record. Gene Ontology annotation, biological process: protein transport to vacuole involved in ubiquitin-dependent protein catabolic process via the multivesicular body sorting pathway.